CUACUUCUGCAUGUCCUACGGGGAUGACUGUUUCUUGAUCUGUUGUUUUUCUUAGAUGGUAUUCUACUUUUCUUACACAGACAUAGUUCGUGUGAUGCAAUGUCCACCGAUCUUCCACGCCCGGGCCUUCGCCCGUUGUCGCAACUGAAAGCUGGGCCGACGACGUCUAGCUCUAGAUCUACUGCGCGGCCAGCGGCCUCGACUCUGCAGUCUUCCUCAUCCCAGACAUCCCAGCGACCGCAACAUCGCAGGAACUUGAGCAGGGAUGAGCAGAUCAGCCCCCUGGGCGACAAGGCGACUGCGGCGCUCAUUCGUCGCGUCCUCUGUCCCCAGUCGACCAGCUAUGGCGGAGCGUCCACUCCACCACCUCUCGAGGAGCUCUUGCCCCCUUUGACAAGCUCCAAUGAUGUGGACUGCCAACUAUAUGCCCUUGUUGCCAUAAUUGUCAAGGAGUUUGUCUUCUCCUGGUAUUCCAAAAUAACGGCCGAUCAGGCGUUUGCUGCGGAGGUCAUCCAGGUGAUGGCUCACUGUACUCGCGCGCUGGAGCAGAGGCUGCGAGAGAUAGAUGUCGCGCAGUUGAUUCUGGACGAGAUACCUGACUUGAUAGAGACCCAUAUUACAUCAUACAGAUUAGCAAGAGCGCAGUCGAGAAUGUCGGGGUUUUCGCCAUCUGUCCGCCAAAUCUACCACACUUUGAAUCCACAUCCUAGCCUUUCGCCAAUCCCGGACCCCUCCGAUGCGGAGACAAUUACGCGGCAAUGCGAAAAUGAAGCGGUAUAUCGGCAAUUACUGGCGCAGGGGGUGCUGGCUGUUCUCCUUCCAACGGAGGAUUUGGAGAAUGCGUGCCUGCGCACACUGGUUGGCGACAUUCUGGCGGACCUGAUUCUGGGCAAUGAAGUGAGCGGGAGAAUGACCAAAGGCUGGUUCCUUUGGGGCAGUGUCACGAAGAUCAUCGAUGUGGUGAGACAACGUGACAACCGUGAGGAUGAUACUGCAACUACGGGGAAGGGCCAGUUACAGAAGUUCGGCCUCCUUUCGCCCAGGGAAGAAUUCGUGAGGGCCCGUUCGCCGCCCAAGACCCAGUUGAGGAUCCCCGACUGGAUUUGGAAUUUACUUCAGUUGGGUUACUUGGCCUUUGUGACCCUGCGUUUCAUCGUCGUAGGUCUGUUCCGCGUUGCAUUUACGGGUCCGGUGACCUCACCAUCGACUUCUACCGCUUCAACCAGUCAAACCAACAAGACCCCCACCCCGUACAAUAACCCCGAGGGCAAGCGCCCCGUUCUCUACUACCGAGCAUUGAGCAUGUUCUCGCAGCUGGUGGAUAUACCUCGGCGGAUGCCCUGGUUGAGCGGGAUGUUGGCGCUUUUCCAAUACCUGAUUGUGGCGGGUCCAGGCAGAAUCGGUGACACGGAUAGCGUCCUUGAUAGGUUCCUUCACGAGACCAUUCGAGACUAUAUUUUGACCCCCACUUUAUUGCCCAAUCUGCUCCUCGCAUCGCGGGCAGCCCUGUUUCCCUCGAAUACGCAUCCGACCGCUGCGGCCGCGACCGCUAAGGGCGUAAGUGUUGGGCCGCAGCCGGCACCACACCCGCCGUCUCUGCCCGUGUCUGUGUCUGUGUCCGUGCAACCACCGACGUCUCCUAUCGAAUGGGGCGCCAGCGCCCCUCGUAGCGAUUCCACUGGCGCAAGUACCGCCAGCAGUAGCGUUGCUACCGCGUCAGCGCCUGCGCCCUCGUCCUCCGUAUCGCCGCCCACCGACAGUCGCCUGUCCGUGGCCGAAAUCGCUUCCAUCAAGCGAUCGUGCGCGGCCCGCAUCCUCUCGCUCGUACCUCGGCCAGUCGCGCGACAGUUUUUGGGCCUGUCAACCUCGCCUCCUCCGCCUGGCUCGCCUGGAGCGGCCCCUGGGGAACGCCAAGAGUCUUGGGCCGCCUCCAAGGAAGCACAACAACCGCCACCUCCAGAGCGGGCUUCGUCCCCGCCAUCACCGCCAGAUCUGACACCGACCUCGCAGGACGACGAGGAGGCGCGUCUGCUGACAGCGAUCGAGACCGACAUUCUGGAUCUCUUUGCCGACGACUACUGUAACCGGCACCUCGUGUACGCGAUCAUCGAGACCGUGCUGGCCAGGCUUCUACCCGAGCUAUCGGAAUACAGUGUCACCGAAUUAAUGGAGCACAGGGGUGUACCCCUGACCGCCACGAGUAGGAUUUAACAUCACCGUACUCGACUGUCUUUUACAAGCGGGUUGUGAACCACUGCGGUAUUACUACUGG
Molecule: messenger RNA, 2272 nt
Organism: Aspergillus candidus
Lineage: Eukaryota; Fungi; Ascomycota; Eurotiomycetes; Eurotiales; Aspergillaceae
Product: PXA domain-containing protein
Exons: 3
Coding region: 100-2211 (703 amino acids)
Biological process (GO): early endosome to late endosome transport; endosome to lysosome transport; protein targeting to lysosome
Cellular component (GO): extrinsic component of endosome membrane; early endosome; late endosome
Molecular function (GO): phosphatidylinositol binding
Source: RefSeq, a predicted model, not a curated record